AAUAUUGGAAGCAAUACAGAUAUUGAUAUCAGAUUACUGCAUUGCUAUUUAAAGUGGCCAACUUUGAGUCAUGUUCCCUCAGUAACAACUUCUAAACUGAAGAGUGUUUCUUGAGUAUGAGUGGUUAGUAUUUCUGUAUGGUGCGUUCAGUUAUUGUUAAAAAGGUCGGGUAUUUAUUUGCUAGCUGGGCAAUAAGUGAUGUGGGCCAGCUUAUUUCUCCGUGCAUCUCUAAUUUUAUCUACAUGGUUGAGAUGAACAUAUUUUUUGUUAGCAUACAUGUAGAGAGAAACGAGGAAGAAAACAUGUUUAUUAGUAUUUACCGUGGUGCGGUUAUCAGCGUUGGUCAGCUGUGAUUCGGUCAGGCAGUGGUUGGUAAGUACAGAGGUUGAUUAGGCCUUUAGCCAGGAGCAGUUGCUGUGGAUUUGGUCGGUAAGCCCCUUCCCCAGAAGACCCAAAUCCAGCCUCACAUUCCUCUCUGAUUGGUUGGACACCUGUGCGGCUCUAUGACCGGGCCGCUUCCCUGCCGCAUUAACUCUCAGCACAUGCUCCGAGUGAAUUUUAAAAGGGGGGGCCCCCCAAAACGAAACACUAAUGGAAUGUAAAGCUAAUCUAAAUAUGUUAAUCCCCAAACACUUCAUAAACAUGGACGCCAGCGGCCCGCCACCCACUUUCUGAAGUCAUUCGCUUUGGAAUGUUUUCGCCGUGGGGGUUCUCACAGUAAUGACAAGCUGCUGGUGGAUUAAUGUGGAGUUAUUUAUUUCCGAUUGAGCGAGUCCAACACCCUCCACCCCCUCCGCCUUUUCCCUCUCCCCCCCACACAAAACCCAAACCUCCCCCUCCCUCCCUCUUUAGCAGUUCGGCCCAGUCUCCAGUCGCAGACGCUCCAUCGAAGCAGUUCACCCAGCUAACACCGCAAACCCUCUGCUGUCAGACCUCACGUUGCAUUCUGGGAUGUCUUCAGCCCCUUUACCUGCUCUUAGCUAAUUACUUUUUAGGCCAGUGCUCACACAAUAAUUGGUCUUGUGCUGCUUCCUCCCCUCCUUCUGCUGCACAGAGUGCUAGUUUGAGCACUUUCUUCCCUCUCUCUCUCUCCAUCGUCCUUAUUCCCCUGUUUUUUAUCGUUCUCCAAAAGCCAUCCAAUUAAUAUGCUAAUGAGCUGAUAAAUAUUUAUAGGGGUUUUAAAUUAUGCAGAGAGCUUUCAGAGCCCGGUGUGAAAUGCGUUGCUCGCAGGACUUCAAAGCCUUGCAUCACUAACGAGGCAGGAGUAGAUUUGCAUACGGCUUUAAUCAGCUGAAUACUGAUUAUGCUUCAUUAUAGAGUUGGAUGGAGGGAGGAAAAAGAGGAGGGGGGUUCGGUGUUGAAGGAGUCCGCCAGCUGCACUUGUCGUUUGUUUCAUUCCAGCAAGAGAGGGAGAGAGAGAGAGAAGUUUUUCAGAAGUAGAGGCAAUCUUGGCAGCAGAGAGAGGGAGUGCUAGAGAAAAAGGGGGCAGAGCUGUAAGAAAAGAGGGGAGCAAGGAGAGCUGUUUGCCUAGACCCUGUUGGCUUUCCCAGUGUGCGUUUCCCAGAGUUGCUCAGCAGACCGUGUGGUAGAGACCGCCACUGUGUCCCUGUGUCUCUGUGUGUUUGCUGCUGACCAGUGGAGAGUGAAAACAAGAGAGAAGGGAGGCAGAGGCGGGGGGGCGUGGGAGGAAGGAGUGCGUUCUGGACAUCCUGUCGGUGGGGUUGCCCAUUCGGGCGGGUUGUAUUCGACAGGUCCAGCAAGCAUGCAGGAAAGCACAGGUGGAGCAAAAGCGGAUGCUAAAGUGAAUAAUCAGUCAGAAACUUCUAAAUGUGAAAUGGAAAGAGGUGACGGGAACACCGGAGUCCAAACCAAUGGACUGGACUUUCAGCGGCAGACGGUGCCAACCACAAUCUCUAACGCACAUGCACAAGCCCUCUUCCAACAGUCGAAGUCGGAAGACUCGGGUGCUCUUCCUGCCUCCGUCCAGCAGAGCGUGUUGCCUCAGACCCAGCUAAUGUUGGCAGGGGGACAGAUUGCUGGAUUGACCCUGAGCCCGGCGCAGCAGCAGCUGCUGCUCCAGCAGGCCCAAGCUCAUCUGCUGGCUGCAGCCGUGCAGCAGCAGCAGCAGCACUCCGCCAGCCAGCAGAGCAGCACCACUGGAGCCAACAUCUCGGCCACCGCAGCCACGCCGAUCACCCAGCUGCCCCUGUCACAGCCCAUCCAGAUUGCCCCUCAGCUGCCGCAGAAUCUAACCCUGCCUCAGUUUGUCCUGGUUCAGUCUGGCCACCCGAUUGCAACGCCGUUGCAGCCCACUCAGUUUAUCAUCUCGCAGACGCCGCCGGCCCAGCAAGGUAUAUUGCCAGCCCAGAGUCUUCUAACUCAACUACCUCAAAGCCAAGCUAACCUCCAUCCGACUCAACCAAGCAUUACCCUUGCAACUCAGCCUACAUCUCCAACUCGUACGACGGCAACCACCAACAUUAAGAGUCUGCCCCACAGUCAGACGCCCCCCAAGCGGUUGGACACCCCCACUAUGGAGGAGCCCAGCGAUCUUGAAGAGCUGGAGCAGUUUGCCAAAACUUUCAAGCAGCGGCGAAUCAAACUAGGCUUCACGCAGGGGGACGUCGGCCUGGCGAUGGGGAAACUGUAUGGAAACGACUUCAGCCAAACCACCAUUUCUCGCUUUGAGGCCUUGAACCUGAGCUUUAAGAACAUGUGCAAACUCAAGCCUUUGCUGGAGAAGUGGCUUAAUGAUGCAGUUUGUGCAGAUAACCUGACAUCUGACCAGUCCUUGUCCAGCCCCAGUGCCCUGGGCUCCUCAGGCAUGGGCAUAGAGGGCAUCAACCGCAGACGGAAGAAAAGGACCAGUAUCGAGACCAACAUUCGAGUGGCCUUAGAAAAGAGCUUUCUGGAGCAGAACCAAAAACCUACCUCUGACGAGAUCAGCAUUAUCGCUGACCAGCUCAACAUGGAGAAGGAGGUGAUCCGGGUCUGGUUCUGCAAUCGCCGACAGAAAGAGAAGCGGAUUAACCCGCCCAGCAGCGUCAAUAACGGAGGAGGCAGCACCUCCAUCAAGACCAUCUUUACCCCCAGCAGCCCUUUGGUGGCAAGCACAGCAAGCCUUGUUAGCAGUCCAACUAUUAACACAUCCACCACCCUGACUGUAAACCCAGUGAUGCCUCUCACCAGCACCAGUGUCUCCAGUUUGGCUUUCACAGGCACAACAGUUGGAGGCACAAACACCGCAUCGGUCAUCUCCACCGCACCUGUACUCACCACGUCGACCAGCGCUCCAUCGAUAAGCCCAUCCACGACCACUGUUCAGUCCACAUCCACAGACAGCAAAGCCAGCGUUCAGGCGCUGGUCACGCAGGCUCCGACGUCCAUAGCGACGUCCUUAGGGACGGGUCAGGUGAUGGUGGCCGCUCCGGGCCUAUCCACAGCGCAGCUGGGGGCCGCCCAGCUGCCCACCAGCGCCAGCUUUGCAGCCAUGGCUGCAGCUGCGGGGCUGACCCCGGGACUGAUGGCAUCAUCCCAGUUCACUCCAGGCGGGGCCCUUCUCAGCCUGACUCCUGGGGGGCUUGGCAGUGCACUGAGUCCUCUGAUGAAUAACAGCACUCUGGCUGCAAUUCAAGCACUGGCGUCGGGCGGCCCCAUCCCCAUCACGUCUCUGGACGGCGGCAACCUGCUGUUCGCCAACACCUCGGCCGCCAACACGCCCAACCUGGUCACCACGCCGCUCUUCCUCAACCCCCAGAACCUGUCGCUGCUCACCAGCAACCCGGUCAGCCUGGUGUCGGCGGGGGCGGGCGGGCUGCAGGUCACCGCCGACGCCCACCACCAGGCCACCACCGCUGCCGUGCCUGUGCAAGCCUCGACCAUUACCACUGCCUCCAAGGCUCAGUGAAGCCUCGGUCCCGACGCCUCGUUUCCUGCCGCGAGCACUACUUCCCCGUCACAACGGGCGGGGGACACAGGCUUCACUACCCGCCCCCCCUCCUCACUUUUCACAUGAGAACUAGAACAUUAUUUAAUGUAUUCGCUGCCACCAAAAAGAAAACGACAUCCAAUAUAAUUGGGCUUAGGUUUUGUUUUUUUCUCUUUCUUUCUUUCUUUCUUUGUUUUCAAUAGUUCUCAAUAUUUUCUCUCACAAACACUCUUGUUGGCCUGAAAAAAAAACAAACAAACUCUGCACCAUCACACUAUUAUGUACAUAUUUCCUCCUAUUACGAGGUCAGAAUCACAUCUGACACGUCUAACCAAAAAACCAAAAUCUUUGUCCCUUCUAACAUUUCAAACUUGAGUCUUUUUCACUAAUUUCACAAUGUUUUGUCGUGUCUAACAAGGGUUUGUGUAUCACUUCCUUUGUCUUCUUAACAUUUUUGACAGGCCUCAACUUAAAUCAUAUCAAAGUUGUACUCUUCUUUGCUUUUCCUUUCUAUGUAUUUUUUUUUUCUGUUUUAAAUCUUUAUAAUUCUAAGUUAAUAUUCACCUAUCACUUUUUAAUCGUGGUUAUAAGGCUUUAAAUACAAGUAAUAAGUGGCCGAUUUAAAGGUUAUCAUUGCUUUAAGGGUCGGAGGUGACUGGGUGGGUCUCUCUGCGUCUCUUCUCUGGAAACACUGAGUUUUACAAGUCGCUGUGGCGGUCGAAAGGCCUCUUAGCUUUUGUAAAACGAGGGUCUAGUUGUGGAUUGUUGACACUGACAGAAAGUGGCUCGAAAUAUUUGUGUGGAGAGCUUUUAUAGAGAGCGAGCUGCAGCCACGUAUCUGGACGAGGUGGUUUGGGUUGCAAUGUGCUUUCUGCAGCUCUUCCAGAUCAGUUUCUGGCAGUGUGUCUUUUUUUUUUGUUUUUUUUCUCGAGGAGGGCCAUGUACUGGCGGUACUGGCUCCAUGGGAUUUUAUUGUGGGUUUGUGUUUUUUUUUUUUUUUUUUUUUUUUUUUUUAAUAGUAGUACUGUCAUAUAUGAACUUGUGCACAGUAUCUGUACCAAAAAAAAAAAAACAACUGGAUUGAUGAGCUGCAGUCUGCCUGAUUUUGGGAGGAAUGAAUACGUAUUUUAAGAUAUACCAAAAAUAUUUGUUAAAAUAGUUGCUGUGUGUAGUCAGUGUAGCUUAGUCUAGUCGAUAUAUUUAUGAGUGCAGAAUCUCUCUUCAUUGUCAACAGAAUAUAGAAAUGCAAUAUUUUGAUGACCAUUUUCCAAAGAUAACAUUGUUUUUUUUUUUGUUUGUUUGUUUGUUUUUUUAAUUGGCAGCACUACUUGCCAACAUGAGAGGGAUGGGAUGGUUGUGAGAAAUUGGUUUCUUUUUUUACUUUUAUGAGACAUAUUUGUUCAUUUUUACCACCUGGGCCUUGCCCUCGAUUUUUAAACUCGUUUUUUCAGAGCCGUUUGAAGGCAUGCUUUUUUUUCUAAUCUGUUCUAGUAGCAUUUUCGACGUUUUUUCUGAACCGUAGUGGAAAGCAGGCAUGGGCCGGUAUGGUGGACUUGAGUAAAAAUACCAAGUUUUACACUUUUCAGAUGAUCUAAUUUCUGUUUUUUUAAAACCGGCUUGUAGCUUGGCUGACUGUCAUUUCAGAGUAGUUUCUUGAUAAGAUUGAAGGAUGUUUUGAGCCAAGGAUUGUUUUCCAAACAGCUGAUAUAUAUAUCUUUUGUUUUGUAAGUCAGAGAAAAGUGUAGUUUCCUUCUUUUGGUGGCCAGCAGUGCGCAACAUCAUUACUUCAAAUUGCACAAAAAAAAAUCUCUUAUUACAUUAAACAGACUUUAACCAUAGGAACUGUUUGUAACAGGUAACCGGCCCAUGCCUAAUGGACUCUUUUUUUGUUUUUUUGUUUUUUUUUGUUUUGUGCUAAUACUCAGCCAUAAAACAAUAGCUCGAACCAAAGCGGUUUUACUCAGUAGUUGCUGUGCCUGCCGGAGCACGCAAGUUGCUGUUCACAUGGUUUCUACGGCUUUCCCCGCCCGUCCAAGCAGUUUUUUUCCCCCUCUCUUCUCCAAAUGCCAGAUUCUCCCCGAUUUGGUGCUGCUGGAACCAGAUCACAGAAACUUAGCUUUAACAACUUGCUGCUGAAGCUCCCGACGGGGAGCCGAGCUGUCGAGAGGCCUGCAUGCUUCCUUUAUAGCUUUACGACUGCGCCCUGUGGAAGUCGGGGUUUGGUAGUUUCGACCCGCCCACUGGGGCGGGCUCACCUGUGUAAAUGCAUAAACCCAAUCGUCGGAGAACAUCCUUCACGUUUGCCUCGGCGUCGCCGGUUUGACCCAUUGUGUCUGUGGACUGGUCGUAAACCCACCAAACUGUUUUACAAAGCAGCACAUUCAGUCACACCCCACAGAAAAGUAGCAUUGAUCGAUAUCCAAAUGAUGACUUUAGUUCCUGCAGUGAUUUUUUUUUUUUUUUUUUUUUUUUUUUUUCCUGUGGCUGUAAGUCGUGAAAUUUGUCCACACGAUCCGCCUCCUUGUUUGCUUUUGAAUAAUUGUGACUAAAUAUACCUCAGCAGAAACUUCAACAUAGGUUCACCGUUAGACAUUUCUGGGUGUAGAAUGUAUAAGUGCUGUCUGGCUUUACCAUUCAGAGGUUUUACCGUUCAUAGGAACCACAACGUUAAAGGACAACCUACUACUACUACUGCUAUUUUCUAGUACUACUAUUUAAAGGGUGUUUCUGGGUUUAAGUGUUUUUCUUUUUUUUUUUUUAGGAUCUUUAUUGCCAAAGUAAAAGCCUUUUCUCAUCAAAGCUUUGUGGAUGUCUGGCCCCCUCCAACCUGCAGGGGGCGCUCAGUUCCUGCCCUCCUUUUUAGUCAUUAUGUUUCACCUGCACCAUGACGAACCAGCUGGCACCAUAGGAUGUUACUGAAAUAUUUAUCUGAGGAAAGACUUAACAAUUAGAGAAGCAACCUUUUCUUAAUUCUAUAUAAAUAUAUAUAUAAACAUGUGUAAGAUAUUCAUAUUUUAUAUUUGAACUAGUAUGUUAUCAAGAUUGAAUGUAGUGUUUAUCAUGCUAACUCAAAAGAAUAAAUCUCCCCGCAAUCUUCUAAUGCUUUAUUCACUUUUUUUUUCUUUUUUUUUUUUUUUUUACCUGACCAAAAAUAUGAGAGGAAGUUAGUGAGGAUGCCUCUGUUUUUGACCGGAGGAACUCGAGACGCUGAAGCAUCUGACCUUAUUGCUUUAUAAUUAUUAUUAUUGCUAAUAGUUUAUUUUUUGCGUUGUUGUGAAUUUGAUUUGCUGUGUUGUCUUUAACAAUCAUUUUUCUUUAACUUUUUGCCUUUUUUUUUGUAUAGUGUGAGAGGAUAAGAUCACUGGCUUUUGUAGUUUGACGAGAGAGGAUUAACAUUAUCAUUUAUGCCUUACUGUUACGUAGAAGACAUGAGCAUUGUAGCGUUGUGUUGAUGUGUGUGUGUGCAUGUGUGUGAGUGAGUGAGAGCUAAUCUGGUGCAUUUCGGUGAAGUGGUAGAUAUCUGGGGCAUUUUGGAGUGGAUUAGUGAUGUGUGUUUUGUUUCGGCCAGGUUGGGAAAUGCUUUACUUGUAAUUCCAGUGGCUUUUUGUGUGUGAAAGUGUGUUUGGGUUGUCUGCAAACCUUUACGGUGCAUUUUCCCUCAUCUUCCAGCUGGUGUAAGGAGUGAUUUUCUUUUUUCUUUCUUUUAUCAAAAAGUUUGAUAUAGAGGAAUGCUUACUUCUUUUUUUUUUUUUUUUUGACUGAGUUCGUCUACUGAUUAAGCCACAGGCUUCACGCAGGCCGUUCGCCGAGCCUGCUUUGGGAAAAUCCUACCGUUUGUGGUUGAUUUUUUUUGUAGUUUCUUUUGAUAUUCUUAUGAGCUGUUUUCUUGGCUUUUAGUGCUUCACUGUCAGUAGGUGAUCUUGAGACUUCAAGGCGUUCUCGUGGUUCAACAGGCGACUAUAUUGAGCCCGAUUAUGUCAGUUUGCUGUGGAGGAAGAACAGGUGGACCACCAGUAAGGCAAAACAAACUGUUGUAUACCUCAUUUCUUAACUCAAAACUGAGUGAAACCUGCUUUAAUCUACUUAAAAAAAAAAAAAAAUUUUUUUAAAA
Molecule: messenger RNA, 8039 nt
Organism: Poecilia latipinna (sailfin molly)
Lineage: Eukaryota; Metazoa; Chordata; Actinopteri; Cyprinodontiformes; Poeciliidae
Gene: pou2f1b
Product: POU class 2 homeobox 1b
Exons: 15
Coding region: 1763-3907 (714 amino acids)
Biological process (GO): regulation of transcription by RNA polymerase II
Cellular component (GO): nucleus
Molecular function (GO): DNA-binding transcription factor activity, RNA polymerase II-specific; RNA polymerase II cis-regulatory region sequence-specific DNA binding
Source: RefSeq, a predicted model, not a curated record